Molecule: messenger RNA, 1744 nt
Organism: Leptopilina heterotoma
Lineage: Eukaryota; Metazoa; Arthropoda; Insecta; Hymenoptera; Figitidae
Gene: borr
Product: borealin
Exons: 2
Coding region: 261-1130 (289 amino acids)
Biological process (GO): mitotic sister chromatid segregation
Cellular component (GO): chromosome passenger complex; chromosome, centromeric region; spindle midzone
Source: RefSeq, a predicted model, not a curated record
AUGUAAACCCAGCUUUAGUGUUUAGUGUACCGGUGCUCAGCAGGCUGUAUUUCAAAAUAAAAAAUUCGUUAUAAUUUUUAGGAUUUCCUAAGCGAGAUAUACAAAGUUUUUAUAUUUACUUUUCGUCAUUUAAUCAUACGAGUAAAAAGGGAAUUAUUUUGUUUGAUUGGCAGUUCUUAUACUUUCUUUUUUUCCAUCAGUUUUAUUGAAAAUACGAGAACAAUUUCACAUUGGGUUCGCUUUUUCCAACAUAGAGCAAAAUGCCCCGUACAAGACCAGUUCGAAAAAUGAAGCAAUCUCAAGAUUCCUCAGAUCAGAUAGACGUAUUAAUAAAAGAUUUCGAGAGGCAAGGCAAUUUAUUAAGAACCAAAAUUGAAAGAGAAAUGGAAAUGAGGAUAAAAGGACUGGAAACAAAUACAACCUUUGCUUUGUCACGUCUACCAUCAGAUAUUAAAAAGCUAACAUUAGGCGAAAUUUUGUCUCUUGAUAUUAAGGAUAAGGAUAAUGAUAAGGAUAAGGAUAUGGAUGUAUCGUCUGAUAACGUGGAUAAAUCAUUUGUCUCUCCACCACCAACGAACAUGAAAUUUAAGAAACAAGACAAAAGGACGACUGUUGCAUCGGAUGAUGGAUACGUGACGGAAGGAGCAUCAAGACAAUCGCGAGCUACAGUCACCGGCAAUUCGAAAUUACGCUUGCGAAGCUCAUCGCGAUCUAGAAAAACGAAAUUAAUGAAUUCAGUACAAAAGAGUGUCACAAAGCCAACGAAGAAUUACAUUAAUCAAUCUAAAGUAAGCACAAGUAAAUACAAAACACCGGCCCCAUUAAAACUGUCAGCCAAUGAAUUUGGACCAGUAACGCCAAAAGUGAAACCCAACACUCCAAUGAGUAUAUUGCGACGCCCUCGAGAGGGAGAAAUGGUACUCAGCAUGCAAGGCAGUCCUUUGUUAGUGUCGACUGAUGUUCAAGAACGCUCUGCCAAUGUCAAUGUUCCUCUCAACAAUGGCGAUAUUAUUUCACUUUUACCAAAAGACGGCCUGCGACUUUCGAAUAUUCCCUCUCUCGAUGCCGAGACAAAACGACAAUUGCAAACUCUUAAGGGACACAUUGAAAAGUUUAUUAAUUCAAAAUAAUUUAAAACCUUUGUCUUGUUGACAAUUUAUAGUCAAUCCCUUCAAGUGAAGAGGUUUGAAAACCUCUUUGAAGGUUAUUUCAAGUAAUGAGUCUAAUAAAUAUGCUAUAUUUUUUGUCAACAGUAUUUUUAAUAUUACAAUAUAAGAAACUGCUAUUUUUUAUAUACACGAUUACAAUUAAAUUUUAAUGUUCUUUUUUUAUACAUCCGAUUGAAGAAUCAAAAUAUAAUAAACAUUGAAAGCAAAAUUUAGAAAUUAAAUUAAUAUUAGAAUAUAGUUAGAAUUAAGAGUGUGAGAAGAAUUUUAGUUAAAACUAAAUUAAACUGCAUGUUGUGCCUGUUGAAAGUUAUUCACAAAUUCAAUUUUGUAAUUUUCUUAAAUCAGCAUUCACUUUAAUGACACACUCUUUUUAACACCAGUUUUGAUGCCGGACAUUUCGCCUCCAUAUCGUUUAAGUUCUCUUCUAACUUCUCGAACCUGUAAAAUUAAUUGAACAAUGAAAGACCAAUAAAUAUUAUUUUAUUAGGUCGUUUAUUAGAAAGUACCAAUUUAUGAGUGUAAUUAAGUGUAUGAAUUGUGUGUGAAAUAUAUAAAAUAAUAAUUAUUAUACGCAA